Closterium sp. Naga37s-1 is the source of this 669-nucleotide messenger RNA. NCBI's taxonomy places the organism in Eukaryota, Viridiplantae, Streptophyta, Zygnematophyceae, Desmidiales, Closteriaceae. The record is from the annotation of a GenBank genome assembly.
AUGGCUGGCAAAUCUCCGUCAAUGGCGCCCGCCGUCGUCGCGGCCCUGCUCGUGGCUUCCUUCGGAGCGCAUCUCGCGCCGAGAGCAGCGGCACAGACAUGCGUCGCGUCGAUGAUCGACGGAUACGACGUCUCGGUGCCACUCGGCGACACCCUCAUUCUCCACUGGAUGACACCCACCUCAACCACUCUCAACCUACUCCUCGAGACCACCGCGACUGGCUGGGCGGCAGUGGGGUGGUCAGCGGACGGCAGAAUGGCCGGCAGUGACGCGGUGGUGGGCAACACGGGCAACCCAGCCACCGUGCAAGCGUACACGCUCAAUAACAACUCACUUCCUCCCUUCCCCCGUCCCUCUCUCCCUCCCUCUCUCCCCCCUUCCCCGCAAACCACGCCCGCCCCCAGUCUCAUUCUCCACUGGAAGACACCCACCUCAACCACUCUCAACCUCCUCCUCGAGACCACCGCGCUUGGCUGGGCGGCAGUGGGGUGGUCGGCGGACGGCAGAAUGGUCGGCAGUGACGCGGUGGUGGGCAACACGGGCAACCCACCCACCGUGCAAGCGUACGCGCUCAAUUCCAAGCUACCCGGCGGUCAGAACCCGGCGACUUCUUUCGAGGUUGGCGACACGUCUGUGACUGAGAAUGGCGUCUCGACUUACAUCAAGUGA